AUGGCCGCCGACACUACGCAGUCGAAUCCGCGCUCGCUCGUUCGCGAAGACUAUACAAUCGGCUGGAUUUCAACUCUUGCCGUAGAGUCCGCAGCGGCUAACGCCAUGCUCACGGAGAAACAUCAACGUCUCUCAACGGCGGAGGGUGACACUAAUUCCUACGUGCUCGGCUCGAUUGGAGGUCAUAACAUCGCCAUGGCGUGCAUCAACGAAGCUGGCGGGUUGCCUGCCCACAUCGUCGCGAGCCAUUUGAUGACGUCGUUUCCGAAUGUGCGGUACGUACUCAUGGUGGGCCUUGGAGGGGGCAUCCCCAGCGACCGCUAUGACAUUCGGCUGGGUGACAUUGUCGUGAGUGAGCCUAUGGAGGGGUCGCCCGGUGUGGUGCAGAGCGAUUUCGGGAAGUGGGAAAGCGAGGGGUUCAAGCGAACAGGAUCCUUGAAUAGACCCGCCGAGGGGCUGGUCCGAGUGAUGGGCGCCAUGAAACGGUUGGAUAUCCUGGGAGAAAGCCGCAUCCAUAGCUAUGUGAAACACCUCCCCACGGGGCGGUUCCGCCACCCGAACCAGUGGGCGUUCCAGGGCAUCAACAAUGAUCCGAUGUAUGAAAACGAUCAAACUCCCCGGAAGGUGGGAAUAUGCCCGGAGUGUGAGUUGCUCACAGAAUACCAUUCACCCGACCCCAUCGUCCACUACGGCAUCAUUGCGUCCGGCAAUCAUGUCGUCAAGAACGAGCACCAGAGAACCGAGCUCCUGAAUGCGCUGGGUGUCUGCUGUGUAGAGAUGGAGGCGUUUGGACUCAUGAAUAACUUCCCAUGUCUGGUUAUCAGAGGGAUCUCGGACUAUGCCGACGGACGGAAGAAUGAUAAAUGGCAAAGCUAUGCAGCUCUGACCGCUGCGGCCUAUGCAAAAGAGCUCCUGCUAGAGCUGCCGGCUGUGGACGUGUUCAGCACGCCCCCGGUGAGCGACCAGCUGCUGAAGCGUCAGUAUGCCAGAGCCAAGAGCCAUGUCGGAAGUUUCUAA
This is a messenger RNA of Penicillium canariense, 1017 nucleotides long. Its product is annotated as 5'-methylthioadenosine/S-adenosylhomocysteine nucleosidase family protein. Gene Ontology annotation, biological process: nucleoside metabolic process. Gene Ontology annotation, molecular function: catalytic activity. The transcript has a single exon. Lineage: Eukaryota; Fungi; Ascomycota; Eurotiomycetes; Eurotiales; Aspergillaceae. The coding region runs from base 1 to 1017 and encodes 338 amino acids. The record is from RefSeq and is a predicted model, not a curated record.